Venustampulla echinocandica is the source of this 2229-nucleotide messenger RNA. RefSeq lists its product as uncharacterized. Gene Ontology annotation, molecular function: mitochondrial transcription factor activity. Bases 1 to 2229 code for a protein of 742 amino acids. NCBI's taxonomy places the organism in Eukaryota, Fungi, Ascomycota, Leotiomycetes, Helotiales, Pleuroascaceae. Gene Ontology annotation, cellular component: mitochondrial DNA-directed RNA polymerase complex; mitochondrial matrix. The transcript is spliced from 2 exons. Gene Ontology annotation, biological process: transcription initiation at mitochondrial promoter. The record is from RefSeq and is a predicted model, not a curated record.
AUGUUGCGCCUCAUUUCCAAGACGAAUCGAUCAUUACUGUGGAGAUCUAGGCGCUCCCCAAACAUACAGCGCCAAUGUCUUCGAUGUAUCCACCAAAAUGCCCCCCUACGUUCGGCCAAACCUCCCACGCCAGCCUCAGUCACGGAGGCUACAGGUGAUGAUACUUCUGCUGGACAGAACACCCCGGCAUCGGAUACAUUAACUAAGGCGAAAUCCAAGAGAACGACCGCCCGAAAGAAACCACGGGCCCCGAAAAUAAAGGAUCCCCAAGCCACAUCUUCGCAAAAGGACGAAGGUGAUCCGGACCCAGUGAAGUUAGUGACAAAACCCGCCCGCAAAGCCAAAUCCAAGAAGGAUGCGUCGGGCUCCUCUAAGUCUCAACGUACUGUAAAGAAAGCAAAGAACUCGGCGCCCGACCCCGGAAACGUCUCGACAAAGCCAGACGAUGCAAUAGCCGACUUACCAGUCGCAGAUGUUCUCCGUACAAGGUAUGGUAGAGGCAGGCGGAGGAAUCCAUUAGGAGAUACUAGAAGGGUCCAUGUUGUGGGUGAAGGACUUUGCGAUGACAUAUUAGAACGCAUGAGACCGUCGCUUGCGAAACACGCUGGCUGCGAUAUCUUAGACAUAAAUCCCGGUGCUGGAGUUUUUUCGUCUAAAUUACACGACUUUCUAAAACCGCGAACGCACAUUCUUAUGGAACCAGACUAUAAGCUCUAUGAGCCUUUCCUUCAACCUUUACUUGAUGACAAAGCCUCAAAAUACGUGCUAUACGAAAAGUCUGGAAUAGUAUGGUCUCAUCUGGAAAAGGUGCUAUCGAAAGAGCAUCUUCCUUUCCAAGAGCCCCUCACAAAGGAUGACCCGCGUUUAGAUAAACCAAAUGACACACUACUGGUUGUUGCAAACUUGUCCUAUCACCCCAAAAAGUCCUUUCGAGGAUUUUCCUCUCUCACCAUGCUCGUCCUCCAUCAGUUAAUGGCAGCUGUGCGAGCUCAUUCGCUCUUCCAAAAAUACGGCCUGGUGCGAAUGCUGAUCUGGGUCACGGACGAAGAAAGACUUAUCUCCCUUCCAAGGCAUGCCGCUAUCCGGAAGAAAGCUGCUAUAGAAGCCGAAAUCUCAUGUGGGAAGAUCUUUGAAAUUGCAUCUUCUACCCGCCAAACGGGAUAUUUCUGUCGGGGCGAUGAUAUAGAGGCGGAACAGGCCCGUCUCGCCAUGAAACGGAUGGAGGAGUCUGGUAUCACGACGCCAUCUAACCGGCUAAGCGUCCCACAAGAAUAUCUGUUGAAACAGGCACACGAGGAAGGAGAAUUAGCUGGAUCGCUGAAUAGCAACAAAAAGGGGCGGAGGUAUUGGAAGGAGCUAGAAGACCUCGAGAAGCAAUUUGCUACGGGCCAGCUUUCGAAAUUUUCCGAUGGUCUCAACACGACCAAUACCGACCGUUCUACAUCUUCUCGGGAGUUGACACCUGAAUUCCUUCGCCUGCGGGGCUUGCGCUAUAGGAGGGUGGUAGAUGGAAGGAGAACCGACAUUGUCGCAUCGUUGGUCGCGAAACACGCCGAGAUCAUUGACUUGCAAUGCCAAAUCCACCGGGGCGAAAGUUCAGACGUCGAACUUCUGCGCAAAGAGCUCGAACAGCUUACGAAACAGCUCAAGGAUACUCUCGCGGCUAUCCCCGGAGACCAGACUAGGCAGUUGGCUCUUAGCUCGAUAGAUAAUCAGCGCUUCGUUAUGCAAGACCCCCCGGCGCUUCUCUAUGACCGAAGGGAGUUUGAGCCACUGAGAGUUUACCCAGGGGAAUUCUUUCCUCGUCACGAAUUGGCCUUACUUGAUUUCCAGCCUCAAGGCAUCUGGCCUGUCCUGCGUGAGAAUUACCCUGCGAAUCAUGAUGUUUUUGAGUACAUCAUUGCUACCAUGCAUAUGUUCCCUAAUCAAUCCAUCCGGGAUGGCCUAAAGUCUUUGUGGCCCGGUGCAUACGAAUGGAUCCUCCAAGAAUGCCCCUCAUUGACGGAUCCCACCAGAGGCGGAGAUCAGGAUUUGGAUAUGUUCCCAGUACGGUGCAUGAAUUCUGGAAUGUUUAAAGAAAUACUGGAGGCAUGGUUUAGGUGGCCGUGGCGCCCUACGAGAUUUGAGCUAUUAAGCCGGCUCGGGGCGUACAGUGGUGACAGUGGUGAUGGUGGUGAUGGUGGUGAUGGGGAUCUACAUCAAAUUGGCAGUGAUGCUGAGGGUAUCUGA